Molecule: messenger RNA, 7607 nt
Organism: Scylla paramamosain (green mud crab)
Lineage: Eukaryota; Metazoa; Arthropoda; Malacostraca; Decapoda; Portunidae
Gene: L2HGDH
Product: L-2-hydroxyglutarate dehydrogenase, mitochondrial-like
Exons: 9
Coding region: 16-1515 (499 amino acids)
Molecular function (GO): (S)-2-hydroxyglutarate dehydrogenase activity
Source: RefSeq, a predicted model, not a curated record
GAAGAAAGAGGGUUAAUGGGAAGUUGCAAGCUUCUGUGUACUUCCUGCUGUACGACAAGUGUUCCCAGUGAGGCAGCGUUUGGCAGCCGCGUCCUAUGUGGGAGGCAGUCUCAGCCUCUCGGGCCGCAGAGUCAGCUGAUUACCAUGACCGUUCACACCGUGAGAAGGCUCCCUCUGGCCAUCCGUGGGUUCAGCUCGCGGUUACAUAAAGUGUCCUCCGUUACGUCAUGCCGAGGAUUUUCGACAGAAGACAGACAUGAGCCAAAAUAUGACAUGGUGGUUGUGGGUGGUGGCAUCGUGGGAAUGGCAGCAGCUCGAGAGUUGGCCCUGCAACACCCACACUUGAAGCUUAGUGUUGUGGAGAAGGAAAACCAGUUGGCAUUUCAUCAGAGUGGCCACAACAGUGGAGUGAUUCAUGCUGGAAUUUACUAUAAGCCAGGAUCCCUAAAGGCCAAGCUCUGUGUUGAAGGACUACACCUGUCUUAUAAGUAUUUUGAAGAAGAAGGAAUUCCUUAUAAGAAAUGUGGAAAGCUCAUCGUGGCUGUUGAUGACAAAGAAAUUGGAAGAUUGCAUGACUUAUUUGAACGAGCAAAACAAAAUGGUGUUCCAGAUGUAGAACUCAUUGAAGGACACGACAUAAAGAAAUAUGAACCCUACUGUCAUGGUGUGAAAGCUAUCUGGUCCCCACAUACUGGCAUUGUUGACUGGGCUUUAGUAACAGAACAUUAUGGAAAAAACUUCCGUGAUCUAGGUGGCAGCAUCUAUCUUGACUUUGAAGUUAAAGAUUUUAAUUUAGUAGAAGGAGAUGGGGAUGAAAACUCUGAUAACACAAAAUACCCAGUCCGAGUUAUCAGUGACGGAAAGUCUGUCAGAUGUAAGUAUGUGCUGACAUGUGGAGGUCUGCAGUCUGACAAGCUGGCCAAAUUAUCUGGGUGUAAUGAGGAUCCCAGGAUUGUACCAUUUCGGGGAGAAUACCUCCUCCUGAAGGAAGACAUGACUCAUCUAGUGCGAGGCAAUAUAUAUCCGGUUCCAGAUCCACGCUUUCCCUUCCUUGGAGUGCAUUUCACCCCAAGAAUGAAUGGAGAUAUUUGGUUGGGGCCCAAUGCAAUAUUUGCCCUUAAGAGAGAAGGAUACAAAUGGACUGAUAUCGAUCUUCGUGAGUUAUGGGAAUCCAUCACUUAUCGUGGUUUCCAAAAGCUAGCACUGAAAUAUGUAACUUUUGGUUUUAAGGAAGUUCUUCGAUCUGCUAUCCCAAGACUUCAGGUAGCAACUUUACAGAAAUAUAUUCCUGAAAUAUCUGCCAAACACAUCACCCGUGGCCCAGCUGGAGUACGUGCACAAGCAAUGAAUGUUGAUGGCUCACUGGAAGAUGAUUUUGUAUUCCACAGAGAAACGGAUUGCAAACUGGGUUCUCGCAUUCUUCAUUGUCGCAAUGCUCCUUCUCCAGGAGCUACAUCAUCACUUUCAAUUGCAAAGAUGAUUGCUGAAAAGUGUAAAGCAGAAUUCACCUUAUGAACUGUUCUGAAGCACAUUUGUAACCUCUGAAAUGGAGCUAUGUUGUGAAAUCUAAAGAGGGACAUCUUUCUCUCUAUUAAAUAACAUUUAUUUUUAGAAAAUCAGAAUGUUUAAGAUAACAAUUCAAUUAUUUUAUGUGUACAAGAAAAUGUAUAUUAAGAAUUUGUGUUAAUGUUAGUACAUCUUAAUACUGUCAUCACAAGGAGACAAAUGUGAGGUGCAGUCAAGAAGUUUAAAAGUUAUUUCCAUUGCAAGGAGACAGAGCUAGGUUAUGGUCUUAAAGUGACCAGCAGGAGUAAGUAGUAACUUUUGUCAUCAUUUCAAGUGGUGUCUACCAGUGAGACUUGUGCUAUAUUAGUUUUUCCACUCAUUCACAUGCUCAUAUUUUAAAAAUGAACCUCAGUGUGAGCAGAGAACAGAUGUCAAAUUGGUUUAGACUUGCUGAGGUGAGCAAGCUAUUUUGAGUGGUAUAUGCACUUUAAAAGAUACAGAAUGCACUGAGGGAUGAUGAGACAAUAAGACACCCCUCCAGGUUUAUGUCUCCAAAGAGAUAAAACUAGAUCAUCAGGACCAUUGAAUCACUACCAAGGAAGUUGUUUACAGCAUUUUUGUCGCAUCAUCAACAUAAAAGUUAGAACAAUAUAUGACAUCAUGAUAAGAACAUGCAUGCACUGUGUCCUUGCAGAGUUUCCACUCAGGCAGCCUUAUGAUCCCACCAUGACAGCAGGCCUUCUCACACAGUGUUGAAAAUGUGCAGAGCUUUUCACUCACAGCUCUUUACCUUACAUACCUGAUUUGUCACUCUGUGCCUGCAUCCUCUUCCAUAAGAUUAAGUUCAAAACAAAGGAUCACCAUUUUGACACUGUAGGAAAGAUGCAGAAAAUAUUACAGCAUUCGACAAUCUUAAAACAGGACUUUUGGCCAGUGUCCUAAGCAUGACAGAAACACUGAGGAUAGUGUAUCACUGCAUCAGGUGAUGAUUUUGAAGAGGAUAACAGCCAAAAUUAAGGUAUGGAUUUUGCUUUGUAUAGACAGUCUCAGAACUUUUUAUUAGCAUCUCAUACCACAGAAUAAAUUAAAACAGGACUUUUGGCCAGUGUCCUAAGCAUGACAGAAACACUGAGGAUAGUGUAUCACUGCAUCAGGUGAUGAUUUUGAAGAGGAUAACAGCCAAAAUUAAGGUAUGGAUUUUGCUUUGUAUAGACAGUCUCAGAACUUUUUAUUAGCAUCUCAUACCACAGAAUCAAUUUCUUUGCUCAGUCCAUUUGCUCAUUAUCUUAUCUCAUCAGUUCUUUGAAGUUACUCUCUACAGAAACAUCCUAACUAUUUUGAAACGAUCUCAGUUGGAGUGAUUUUGAUUUUUCUUAGAAACUUGAUGGUUAGUAGGAUUUUGUUGCACUUGCCUGUUUUUUUUUCCAGGUAGCCAGAAGAUAAAUAGUGUGAACUAUUCUAAAUAAGAACUGUUUUGAUGAUAUUGUCAUAUUCAUUUUUGUUUCAUAGCUGUGUCCAUUAGUGAAAGGCCCUAAAAGGCCAUUUUAGCAACAUUUGAUACACAAGGAAUCUGAUUUCAACAGUGACACAUAUAAAUCAUGUGGAUGACAUCUCAUUUUGCAUCAGUUUAGUAUAUCAUAGAUUUCAGAUGUUCCUUUAAUAUUGUAAUAAGUAAAAUUUUUAUAUGACAACUAAUCAGAUUCCUAAGUUCUUUCACCUGUGGCUGGCAUAAACUGAGUGGCUGGGUGCUUUUUCUUUGUCAGUAUGGUAUUUUGUAGGUUCUCUCUUAGUGUUUAUGUUGUUUUUAAGGCUUACAUUUAAAAAAAAACAAUUUGUCAACUACUGCUCAUCUUGCCCCAGACUCAGGUUCCAACCAACAACUUCCUGUUUGUAAAUAUAGGAAAGUUUGGUUGUGGAUAGUAAGUAGAAUUCUGGUAGCUGUUGCCUGGUGUAGUGGUUGGCAUCCCUAGUUCCCAUUUGAAAUGUGCAGAGUUUACAUCCUAUGUAAGGGGGAGAUUAUAUGGAUGGGUCUCUUUUCUUACUGUAGGCACUUGGUCACAUUGCAAAAAAGUCAGUAGAUACUGUAGAUAUAGAGUUAUUAAUCUGUAGUUUAAGGGCCAGCAGUCCUCUUUUUAUUUGUGUUUUAUGUGUACAUCUUGAUUCUGACAUGCAAUAUGUAAGACACUAGCAAUAUCAUAUUUCAUGCUUGUUCUUAAGGAAUAAAAAUCACACUGUAAUGCCAGUAUGGGCUCAGCUUCUCAACUUGAAAAAAAUAUAAAUAAAUAAUAAUAAUAGAUAAAUAAAUAAAUAAUUAUAAUAAUAAUAUGAAAGAAGGGAAACUGAUGAGAUUACUAGUACUGCAGCUGUAUGGGGUUUUCAUAUCAAAAUUAGUACUUUGAGCACAAUGCCAUCACUUAGCUACCAAACAGAUGUGCUUUGUGGAGAGAUUAGUGUUAGUUGAAAAUAUGUGCAUUAAUAUGCCCUUUCACAGAAGCUAAUGCUUGAAUAAGAAAAGGAAAGUCCUCAGGAGCAUCUAUGCUUUAUUACCAUUAUGUUUUUAGCAAUAAUGGAGAGAGUUGAAUUACUCUCAUGAUGGUCAUGUAUUACUAGUAUGUGCAACUUGGACAAACCUCAUUUUGGAACUCUUUCUCUAAAUAAUUUUAAGAGAGCACAGUAAAGCUGGCUUAUUUUAAGAUUGCACUUUGAAGUUAAUGUUCUUUAUUUUUUGCUCCAUUUAUUAUUUAUUAUUAUUAUUAUUAUUAUUAUUAUUAUUAUUAUUAUUAUUAUUAUUAUUAUUAUUAUUAUUAUUACUAUUUUUAUUCAUUUACUGGUCAAUAUGCAUAUUGUCUGUAACAUUUGGCUUGUCUACUGCAUGUGGAAAAAGAUAUGAAUGGAUGACAGCCUUACACUUACCGUCAUACAAUAAUGUUUUAGUAUCAUUCACAUGUUUUACCAGGUUUUCAUAUUUUUGUUUCAUUUUGUUUGCUCUCUCAUUCACUUACUUCUUUUUAUAAUAUCCUGAUAUCCUCCCCAUAUUAAUUCAGACAGCAUAUUUUGUCAUACAAGGUGAAUCUUAUUCUAUUACUUGAAAAUUCAGAUCUUAGCCAUUGGCUGCUAGAUAUGUUGAUUACCAAACAUGGAACUAGCCUGUUUUCAGGCAACGGCACUUUUAUAAUUUCAUUCAAGGUUCCUAAUGUACUUUGCAUAGUUGUGUUGUUUUGGAUUAGUUUAAUUCUAUAUUUUGGUUAUGUUUAUAUAUCUGUGAUACUUCUUACUACAUAUCCAAGAAAUCUGAAGCUAGUUCUAAAAUGUUCCUGGUUUAGGAAGAUUUAUUAACAACUGCAAUAUAUGUUGGAUAUAUACAUAUAAGCAAUUAUUUUCUUCUGCAAGGCCAUUGUGUUAGAGAAACAUCAUAUCAGGACUCUUGAAACCCCUUAUCGCCUUCUGCACCCCAACCCAAAGUCUCCAGUUUGACCCCAUUAUUAGUAAAGUUUUGGCACCAAAAAUACAGUGUGGAUGGUCAACUCGUUUACUCUAAAGGUUCUCCCUAUUUUUGUCUUCUUUCCAGCUUCCCAUUUACUCACUUGUGACACUCGCUGUUCUAGUCCUUAGCACAAGCUCUUGAAAGAAUGACGAUACACCAAAUUCAGUGAAAGUUGUUUAAUUUGAAUUGAGUGACUCACGAGUCUUAUUUCACUAUAACUUACAAGCAAGCCACCCAGAGGUGGUGGCAGACAAGCAAGUGUUUUGAAUGUGAAAAGUCAUGUUAAAGUUGCUUUGCAAACUGAAAUUUAACAAACUAAAGAGUGUAACCCAACACAGAUGAGUCCAUUCAGUCCCAAUGCAGAAUACCCCAUUCAUUACUAAGGAACAGUAUAAUGUGAAAGGCAAUCUCUCUUGUUAUGCCAAUAUAUAUUUCCUAAGAACAGUGUAAAUUAGUUUUCCAACCAGCCCUCACAUCACAGUUGUGCUAAAAAUAUAUUAAAGUGGAAUCCAAGAUUUCAGAAAGAACACUUAUCCGCUACUUCCCUCUUGUGCAUUCAGUUCUUGCCACUCACCCUUCUUAUUGUUCUCUGCCAUUUCCUUUGACAAUGUCAUCUCUUUCUGUGUCGCUUUUAAAAUUUUGUCAAUGUCAUGAAAAAAUUAAGUAAUCUUAUAUGUUAGGUUGAUCAAAACAGAUUUUUUUCUCUUACCUUUCUCUGGUGUAAACUAUUGGUUUAUUUACUAUUCAACUAAGGAGUUUGAAGAUCUUUCUGUCAUUUGAAUGGUUUUGUGUCACUACAUCAAAUUUUUAACUUUUCUUGGAUAUAUUUGAGGCCAUUUAUAGAUGUCUGGACGCAACACUCAGAAUUGUGCCAGGAAUGUGUAAAUGUUGGUACACUGGUCACUAGAAUAAGUCAAUCAUCCUAUCUGCUUGUAAAAAUUUUUAUGUGAGGCAGGUAGCCAUCUGUAGGGUUAGGGAAGAUUUAGGCAGAUUCUCAAGUGUAGAGAGGAAAAGCAAAUAGUAGAUGUGAGGCAAUUGGCAUUCUAGUGCACUAGGUUGUUUGAAUUAUGUAUCAAAACCAGUUUCAUUUAGAAUAUAUUUUGUGCUGAAUAUACCAGGCACAGCUCAUAACAAAUGAGAAUUUCAUGCCUCUGACAAAGGCUUAAUUGCCAAAGUUGGAGGACACUAUUUUGAAUUCUCAUCUUCAACUUUGAAUCAGCCAAACUAUAAGUUAACAAAUUGGAGGGUUCAGUGUACAUAAUGAAAUUAUUUUUAAGUCUGUUAGAUUUUACUAAUAUUUCAAGAUUUAUAACUAAGUUCCAAAAACUAUAGUGUACCAAAGAUUCUGGAGAUUAGUUUCUUGCUAAUUUACUGAUGCAUACAUACAAAUAUUUAAGAAUCUUUUCAAACAUCUUCCUUUUGAAGUAAAUAAAAAGGGUCUUCAAAAGGUGGCAAAAUAAGUGGACAGUACAGGACAUUUCAUAAAGUACAGUCUAAGUUUAAAUGACACCUAGAGAUUAAAAAUAACUUAAGGAGUUAGUUUAGCCAGAUAUGGAAAAUAGUAAGUGGUAUUCUAGCUGGUGACUUGCUCCCUCAAAAUAGACUAAUGUGAACAGAGCACUUAAGUGCUGUCUGGUGCAUGCCUCGCCCUCCCCAUUUAUUAUCUGCAUGAAAUAGUUUGUAAGGAUGUACUUAGAGACCAGUAAUGGUCUAUACCAUUCCAGAGGAUACUGAAUGUGCAGGGUAUAAGAAUGAUAGUAAUACAUAAAUUAUAGUCGUACAUUAUUACAGUAGAAUCCCAUUUCACUGAGCACCAUGUGGAGAAGAUUUAUAUUGAUAAUUUUACAAUUCUAAGCAUUGUCUGCAGUGUUAAUACUUUCUCCCCCACCAAAUUAACUUGUAUACAUGUACUAAUGAUUUUUUGAUACUAGAUAGUAAUGGAUGUGAAUAUCCAGCCAAGCUCAAAACAUUUGUAAUAGUGAUUUGGCAUUAGGCAUUACAGGAUUUGAUCAGAUGCUGGCUUAUUAGCUGAGCGCUGGAGGUGGAGGACAAUUGACAAAAAUUGGCAUUAGCAGGAUUUGAUCAGAUGCUGGCUUAUUAGCUGAGCGCUGGAGGUGGAGGACAAUUGACAAAAAUGUGUACAGAUUGUUAAAAUGCUUACCAUGCCUCCUGUGUGUGUAAGAAGCCAGAAAUUACCCAUAUGUAUAGUAGUAAGUGUUUGAUUUUACUUUCGUAUUGUCCGUUAAAAUUAUCACAAAAAAAUCAGUUAUGUUAGGUUUUUACGAUAUUUUGGAAUUUAGUUAAAUGGUGCUCUACUGUAAACUGAAUUAGGUUAAGAUUUCUGUAAGGCAUUUAAACAGUUGUCUAGCAUUGGCUUGUGGGGUUAAUGAUUAGAGGAGUGGAAUUUGGAGUGCAGAUGGAAAUAGGAAAAUGUUAAUUUGUUGUGUAAGACAUGUAUGCUAGAUGGUCAGGUAACAGGAAUGGAGUUUAAAUGUCAACACAAGCUCUCGAUAUUAAAUAUAUGGGAAAUAUUACUCACUGAAGGAUCAGGAAAUGUUAUAGUUGUGAUUUUGUGAGAAAUAUUGAUGUGCACAAAUACAGUGACUGUUAUAAUGUA